CAUCCAUUUGUUACCUCUAUAAAACCCAACCCCACCUUUCCCUGCCACAUCCUCUAUCUCUAUUCCCACCACAUUUUGAGAGAGAGAGAGAGUUCUUGCUAGGACUCCUGCAAUGGCGCCUUCCAAUGUUUUUGCUGCGAGUUUCUUCCUCUUUCUCUCGAGCUUGAAUUUGUUGGAGGCUCAGAUGGUCCCAGCCAUGUUUGUAUUUGGAGACUCUCUUGUAGAUGUGGGCAAUAACAACUACUUAAAGCUUUCACUUGCCAAAGCAGAUUUUCCCCACAACGGCGUCGACUUCCCCACCAAAAAACCAACAGGGAGGUUUACCAACGGCAAGAACGCGGCGGACUUCCUCGCUGAGAAAGUGGGGCUGCCAACUUCACCACCAUAUCUAUCCCUGCUGUCAAGCUCCAACAAGAAUAACGCAUCGUUUCUAACUGGUGUUAGCUUCGCAUCCGGAGGUGCAGGAAUCUUUGAUGGCACGGACGAACGUUAUCGUCAAUCACUACCUUUGACGAAACAAGUAGACUACUUUUCAGCGGUGUGCGAGGACUUGAAGAAAAAGCUUGGAUCCUCUGGUGCACAAAAGCUUUUAUCCAAAUCUCUUGUCGCCGUUGUGAUUGGAAGCAACGAUAUCUUCGGUUACUCCGACUCUGAUCUCCACAAGAAUAGUACCCCACAGCAGUACGUCGACUCGAUGGCUCUUGCACUAAAAGGACAAUUAAAGCGUAUACACAGUUACGGUACACGUAAAUUUGUGAUUGCCGGUGUUGGGGCAAUCGGGUGCUGCCCGUCGCAGAGGAAUAAGAACAAGACGGAAGAAUGUAAUGAAGAAACAAAUAACUUGUCAGUAAAAUACAAUCAAGCCCUUACCUCAAUGUUGCAGGGAUUGAAAUCAGAGCUCAAGGACAUCAACUACUCUUACAUCAAUACCUACAGUCUCUUGCAAAACUUCAUCCAGAAACCAUCAACUUAUGGAUUUACAGAGGUUAAAGCUGCAUGUUGUGGGCUAGGGAACCUUAAUGCCAAAGUUGCUUGCCUGCCAAUUGCGACCUAUUGCUCCAACAGAAGAGAUCACGUCUUCUGGGACCUAUACCAUCCUACAGAGGCUGCUCAUCGCAUUAUUGCUGAUAACAUUUUUGAUGGCCCUUCACAAUACACAUUUCCGUUGAAUGUGAGACAGCUAGUUGCAGUUUAGAAUCAAACAUUACACAGCCCUGCCAAAUGCUACCUUCGUAAUGCAGAAGCGUUUACAAAAUUUGUCACCAAGAUGUCGUAUCUGUGCGUGCAAAGAGAGAGUUAUACCAUAUCGUGUAGCGUAGCAGAAGAAAAGAAAUCUGUAAAAGAAAAAUGAGAGCUUAAAAAACUACUGUUACUAUUUUAAGUUCUACAUAUUUCAGGAUACAAUUGUAGCCAAAAUCCAAAAGCAAUUAGAGGCAAUGACACGCGUUAGGACA
Messenger RNA from Corylus avellana, 1454 nucleotides. RefSeq names its product GDSL esterase/lipase At5g55050. Gene Ontology annotation, molecular function: hydrolase activity, acting on ester bonds. Lineage: Eukaryota; Viridiplantae; Streptophyta; Magnoliopsida; Fagales; Betulaceae. The record is from RefSeq and is a predicted model, not a curated record.